Messenger RNA from Ornithorhynchus anatinus (platypus), 3522 nucleotides. It is a transcript of the gene ST6GALNAC4, whose product is annotated as ST6 N-acetylgalactosaminide alpha-2,6-sialyltransferase 4. Gene Ontology annotation, molecular function: alpha-N-acetylgalactosaminide alpha-2,6-sialyltransferase activity. The transcript is spliced from 8 exons. The record is from RefSeq and is a predicted model, not a curated record. NCBI's taxonomy places the organism in Eukaryota, Metazoa, Chordata, Mammalia, Monotremata, Ornithorhynchidae. The coding region runs from base 266 to 1663 and encodes 465 amino acids. Gene Ontology annotation, biological process: oligosaccharide metabolic process; ganglioside biosynthetic process.
GUAGGCCUAAAAGGAACGGGGACAGCAAGUGGAGAGGGGGCCCGGCGGCUGCUCCUCCUCUACUCUGGGUUGGACCGGUCAGAGUAGGUAACUGAGGCCCAGAGGAAGUGAAGUGGCCGGUCCAAGGUCACCCAGCAGACAAGUGGCAGAACCGGGACUGCGUCCAACAGAGACAGUGUCGGAGGCGAUUCAAACGGAUUCGGCCAAGGUCCUGCUCGCUGGGCUCCCUCCGGAGAGACAUCCUCACCGGAUAACAGACUGAAGAAUGAAGACAAGAGGCCGCCUCUUUCUGAUUCUGUUGUGUCUCCUGGUCGGCACCGCCUUGUACGUCCUCCUCUGCGGCCAGCUUUGCUCCGGGCUCUGCUGGCACAUGUGCCAGCCGCGGCGCCAGCCUGACCGCCCCUGGCCCACCGUGCCUGGCCCCCUGCGCUUCCAGGGCUACAGCAGCGUUCCCGAUGGGAAGCCGCUGGUCCGCUCCCCGUGUGGCUGCUGUGCGGUGGUGUCCAGCUCGGGCCAGAUGCUGGGCUCCCGGAGGGGGCCGGAGAUCGACAGGACGGAGUGCGUGCUGCGCAUGAACCAGGCGCCCACGGCCGGCUACGAGGCGGACGUGGGCAACCGCAGCACCCUGCGGGUGGUCUCGCACACCAGCGUUCCCCUGCUCCUCCGCAACCAGUCCUACUUCUUCGGCCAGUCCAGGGAGACGGUGUACGUGGUGUGGGGGCCCGGGAAGCACAUGAACCGGGAUGCGGGGGGCUCCACCUACCGCACCUUGCUGAAGGUGAAGGAGAUGUACCCUGGGCUGCAGCUCUACACCCUCACCGACCACAUGAUGGCCUAUUGCGACGAGGUCUUCCAGAACGAGACCGGCAAGAACCGGAUGAAAUCAGGCUCCUUCCUGAGCACCGGCUGGUUCACCAUGAUCCUGGCGAUGGAGCUGUGUGAGCGGAUCGUGGUCUACGGCAUGAGAGAAGAGCCCUCCCUCCGUGCCUUAUCACUACUUCGAGAAGGGCAAGCUGGACGAGUGUCGCAUGUACCUGGCCCACGAGCGGGCUCCCCGCGGGGCCCACCGCUUCAUCACAGAGAAGGCCGUCUUCUCCCGCUGGGCCAAGAAACGGGACAUCGUCUUCACCCAUCCUUCCUGGCAGGGGGACUAGGGCAGGCAGGGAGGAGACCGCCCCCAGGACCCCAACUCCCCACAUGGGCAAGGGGCACCACCAGCACCUCUCGACCCAUCCUGGCCCCCGGGCUGGUCUCGGCAGCUCCAGGCUCCCCAGAAGCUUUCCUCAGCACCAGCACGCUUCUCCGGCCUUUAGCCGAGUCUCUUCUGAUGCACGGGGUUGCCCAGCGGGACCUGAAGGGGAGAGGGACCAGCCCACUCCCCAGGCAGCCUCGGGUCUCAGCCCUGACUCCGAACCUGGAAGGUUUAAUUUAUAAGUCUGAUGGCUUCCAGUUUCCGGAACUAGCGACUGCUCCCCGGGAUCUCUGGAGAGAUCCGGGAAGAGGAAGGAAGGCAGAAUUCUUCUCCUCCUCCCUGUCCCACUACUGCUGGAAGUUUGGAGGAAACCUGAUUCUGCGUCUUUUGUAUGUGAUUUUGCUGGAAAUGAAUUUUCAUGGGAGGGGGCGGCCAGCCCCGGGCCCCAGUCAGGCAUGCCCACUGGAGUGAGGGAAACAUCCCCACAUCUACCUGAACAAAUGUCCCCCUCUCCUGCUUCUCCCUGGCACCUGGGUGUGAGGGAAUGGGCCUGGGAGGAUGGAAGAUCAAGGUCUGGACAGACUGGGAUCACAGUGGGGCCACGGUUGGGAUCAGGUAAGGUCUUCCCAUGAAGCCCUCAACCGCCUUCCACUUCCCUCCCCUAAUCCUCCCCUCCACCACCGCCCCUCCCUGCCUCCAACACAAAGAGAGGGUGGCUGGCCCGUCCUUCAUUUCCUCCCAGAACCCGGACACUGGGACCCCAAUCCGUGGGAGGAAACCGACCUUUGGGAGUCCUGGGGUGGGACCUUUGAGCUGUACAAAGGUCAAGGGGAGAUCAGGCCACUCUUCACCAGCAGAAUGACUUUGGCUGUGACCUUUAAGGACAAUCAAGAGGCCUUGGUGCCCAAAUGAGGAAGCUGAGUGGUGGUCUAGCCCCCUCUGACUGGGAUGGGAUUAGAGCCGAGAGAUCAGGCCAGCUGCCUCAGGCCCAGCUGAUGGGGUGCUUGCCAGGGUGAGCAAAUCACUGGAUUUCCCCUUCAGUUGCCCAGAGAGGUUUUGGAAGCGUAACAGCAGGGGUAUUUGCAGGGCCUCCAAGAUGACCAAAGGUGGGUCAGUAGUCCCCCUCACCACCCCGCAACGGUAGUGGGACAGAGCCAGUAAGCAGCCAUUAGGAAAAGAAUGAGGAGGGACUCUGCUGCCGAUCAAUGGAGAGUCUCGUUGCCUCUCACUGGCUACGUAAGUCAUUUCUUAAGGGGAGCAGUGAGGCCUAGGGCAAAGGAUUUUCUAGGGAAAGAGACUUAAAAUCCCAUCACCACCCCCCUGCUAGUUGCCAGCAGGUGUUAGGAUUGUACAGGAAGAUUUUCUGCUUUUUGGUCCAUCCUCACCACCAUGUUCAGUGCCCGGGCAAGAGUCGUGUUCCUAGCCCAGCCAGAUAGCUCCCUUGGGGAGUGGAAAGGGGGUUAAGUUAACAACUAUGUGAACUGUUCUCUCCCUUGAAUGGAUGUGACUGAAGAGGAUGGAAUGUAAGUCUGGCCUCUCUCCCUACCCUAGCCCAGUCCUUUCCCUGUGAGUUUCUCCAUCCUGCCUCCUUUCAAUCAAUUGAUCAGUGGUAUUUAUUGAGCACUGUACUAAGUGCUUGGGAAUAUACAAUAGGACAGAGUAAGCAGAGAGGUUCCUUGCCCACAAUGAGCUUGGAGUCUAGAAACCUCCACACCCCCAGCAGACGCAGGACUCAUCACCCAACACCCCCAAGAACUAUUGGCCACCCAAAAGGGAUAGCCCGACAGGUAUUUACCUCCUCCUUGGGCAUUUCAGACCUAUUCUCAUAAGGAUUUUUCCACACAUAUUCACUCAUGCGUGCGCGCGCACACACAUACUUCACCUGUGAAAAUGCAGCCACUUCUAGGGUGGUACUGUACCCCAUGCACUCCCACGGGAAACAGGACAUGAAGACCCCUAGUUCCCCACAGGAGAUGAAGGUUAGUUUAGGUUCUGCAGUAAUGGGCCUCCUUGCGUCGGGAUCAGAUCAGCUCGUGGUUUGGUAGGGCUGGUCUUGGCUCAUCAGAUGGAAACAGCAAUAAAGACUCACCCUUGCCCCAAGCUCUAUCUGGUUGGGAAAAUGAGUUUUAGAAUAAUGAAAUGUCUCAUCAAUCUCAGGGUGUCUGGCCUGGCAGGGCGAUUUCUGUCCAGAGCCUCGGUCAGUACAUCAGCUACUCUGGAAAGGGACCACCUUUCCUCUUCCUUGCCCUGAGAUGCUCUGUCCCUUUGUUGCUAAGUGUCCUUGGAUUGAAGACCAAAGCAAUUAGCCAAUAAAGUCACUUUGGAUUCUG